UUGAGGUGGGCCGCUACCGAGGCGGGGGCUCCAGGCGCGGAAGCUGAGGGACUUGCUGCGUCUUGGUCGCUGGAGAGGGAGGGCCGCGCUGCACUCGCCGCCCGGCCGGUGCCUGGCUCCUUUGUGCAGACCAACGUCAUGACAGCUGGUUGGCAUAAGUGAGGGACUGGAGGCCACAGCAAUAUAAAACCACCAGAUUACAGAGUUAGGGGGAGGAUGUAAACUCAACAAAGUAAGGACAGAGUCCCUGGACUGUCACGUUCCUUGCCAGGGAGAAGGAGGAGAAAUCCAUCUACUGGGGCCUGAGUGUGGCCUGGGGGACCGGCUCUCGGUCCCAAAAUGCCCCUGCCUGAGCCCAGCAAGCAGGAGGGCGAGAAUGUGAAGGCCGACCAGGAGCUGUCCCCUGAAUUCUCUGAGCCGGGCACAGGUGUCAUCCCUACAGCUCCCAGGAAGCCCAGGAAGUUCUCCAAACUGGUUUUGCUGACAGCCUCCAAAGACAGUGACAAAGUGGCUGCAGCCAAGCGCAAAGGAGUGCACUGCAUCAUGUCUCUGGGGGUGCCCGGCCCUGCCACCCUUGCCAAGGCUCUCCUCAAGAUCCAUCCUGAGGCCCAGCGUGCCAUUGAGGCAGCCCCCCAGGAGCCUGAACAGAAACGCAGAAAGCUGGACACAGAAGGAAAAGAAGACAGAAGGUUGGCAGAGGGGCCUGCCCCCAGUUCCACAGUGGGCGGGGAGGAGUCCUCUGUGGGGCCCAGCAAGGCCCCGUAACCCUGACAACUGCAGGCGCAGCAUCCUUGAUGUGUCAGUGAACUUGGCUGUGACUUCUUCUGCCUGGGCCCAGUCCCCAGCUGAUUUUCACUCUUGACAUUGUGUACUAUUUUUCAGCUCAAGCGCAAGUUACUUUU
Messenger RNA from Molossus molossus (Pallas's mastiff bat), 902 nucleotides. It is a transcript of the gene FLYWCH2, whose product is annotated as FLYWCH family member 2. The record is from RefSeq and is a predicted model, not a curated record. The transcript is spliced from 4 exons. NCBI's taxonomy places the organism in Eukaryota, Metazoa, Chordata, Mammalia, Chiroptera, Molossidae. The coding region runs from base 340 to 765 and encodes 141 amino acids.